AUGGAGAGAUUAAAUAAGCUGGGUCUUCAAUGUUAUUCUCGAAAAACUGACUAUCAAAAUGGAAGGAAACCUAAUGAUCUGCAUGAGCAAUCAUCCCAACUAGAAGAAACCAGUGAUUCACAGUCACAAGAUAAGGAAGAACUAUCUUCUGAUGAGUCUAAAUCAGGGCAUGAUGAUUUACAUUUACGUAUUGCUCUAAGGAAGGGUGUUAGAUCCUGUACGUUGCAUCCUAUUGCUAAGUAUGUGGCAUACGAUAAGUUGGCAGAUGAUUUUUUGGCAUUCACCACUGGUCUCUCAAUUGUGAAGGUUCCAGCACCGAUGCAUGAGGCAUUAGGGGAUAAAAAGUGGAGGAAGACUGUGAUAGAGGAGAUGGAGGCUUUUGAGAAAAAACAAGACUUGGGAGUUGAUAGUUUUGAAGAAAUGGAGGCUGUUAAGAAGGCUCUUGCUUGGGAUUUUGAAUUGAAAGACUUGGGGCAGUUGAGGUAUUUUCUUGGUAUGGAGAUUGCUAGGAGUAAAAAGGGAAUUUCAGUUUCACAAAGAAAAUAUGUGCUGGAUUUACUGAAGGAGAUAGGUAUGCUACGUUGCAAGCCAGUUGAGACUCCCAUUGAACCAAAUUUGAAAUUUGAGGAAAUGAGUUGUGAUGCUCUGGUUGAUAAAGGUCGGUAUCAAAGGUUGGUUGGGAAGUUGAUAUACCUAUCUCAUAUUAGACCUGACAUAACCUUUCCGGUGAGCAUAGUGAGUCAGCAUAUGCAUAGCCCACUAGAGAAGCAUUUUGGGGCUGUGAGUAAGAUUCUAAGGUACCUUAAAAUGACCCUUAGGAAGGGGCUAUUUUUUGGUAAAAAGAAUGAAAGGAAAGUAGAACCAUUCAUGGAUGCGGACUGGGCUGGUUCUGUGGAUGAUAAAAGAUCGACCGUAGGUUAUUACACUUUUGUUUAG
Messenger RNA from Pistacia vera, 936 nucleotides. RefSeq lists its product as uncharacterized. NCBI's taxonomy places the organism in Eukaryota, Viridiplantae, Streptophyta, Magnoliopsida, Sapindales, Anacardiaceae. The transcript is spliced from 2 exons. The record is from RefSeq and is a predicted model, not a curated record. Bases 1 to 936 code for a protein of 311 amino acids.